AUGUCCGACCCAAUGGACACCAGAAGACUUGCUCUUCGCAGCCAUCCGCCCAAUGAUAACUGUGGUGAAGAGGACAAAGAGGUUAUCGUCAUCAGCCAGAACGAAGCUCACGACCAUAACGACCCCAAUCUCCACCGUGAAGUCAACGACCAUGACAGGACCGGUGGCCAUGCUGAAAACAAUGACCAUGAUGAAGGGAAUGAACAGACCGAGACCAACGAGAGCCUGGAAGCCCUCAUCUUGGAUCUUGAGGCCGAUGAUGGCGAGGAAAAAGAUCCAGAGGUUCUCACAAUCGGGCCUGGUGAAGAACGGCCGGUCGCACCUCAGCUGCUGCAAACGAGCCUCAGCCUGGGUCUCACGGACAUCGAGGUGAUCAAUCGCCGCAAAAAGUAUGGCUGGAACCGCUUGAAAGAGGAGAAGAGAAACCUGUUCAUCAAGUUUUUCAACUUCUUUGUCGGCCCCGUCCAAUUCGUCAUGGAGGGUGCGGCUCUCCUCGCAGCUGGUCUCAAGGACUGGAUCGAUUUCGGCGUCAUCUGUGCCCUGCUUGGAUUGAAUGCAGUGGUCGGGUUCUGCCAGGAGUUCCAUGCGGGCAACAUCGUCGAGAAUCUCAAGAAGACACUUGCACUGAAGGCGACCGUCAUCCGCAACGGCAAAGCGAAGGAAAUUGGCACCGAGGAGGUUGUUCCAGGGGAUAUAGUUCGUCUGGAAGAUGGCACGAUCGUCCCAGCCGAUGGGGUCAUUGCCUCGGAAGAUGCCCACCUCCAAGUUGACCAAUCUUCGAUCACCGGAGAGUCUCUCGCUGUCGACAAGCACAAGAACGAUAUCUGCUUUGCGUCGUCCACUGUCAAGCGUGGGUCGGCGCUGAUGAUCGUCACUGCCACCGGGGACAAUACCUUCGUGGGCCGUGCUGCAGCGCUAGUCACUCAGGCGUCAGCCGGUACUGGUCACUUCACUCUGGUCCUGAACCGGAUUGGAACUAUUCUUCUGGUCCUGGUGGUCUUUACCCUGCUGGUUGUGUGGAUCGCCGCCUACUACCGGUCGGACCCUAUCGUUCACAUCCUGGAGUUCACUCUGGCAGUCACCAUUGUUGGUGUGCCAGUGGGAUUGCCAGCAGUUGUCACUACGACCAUGGCUGUGGGAGCAUCCUAUCUGGCCAAGCGGAAAGCAAUUGUGCAGAGACUCUCCGCCAUUGAGUCGCUGGCAGGUGUCCAUAUCCUCGCCUCUGACAAGACAGGCACGUUGACACGCAACAAGCUCACGCUGGGGGAGCCCUAUACUGCUCCUAAUGUCAGUCGUGAGGAGCUCAUGCUAACGGCCUGUCUGGCCGCAAGCCGAAAGAAGAAGGGCAUCGAUGCCAUCGACAAGGUCUUCAUCAAAGGUCUGCGGGGCUAUCCUGAGGCGAUGGCCAAGCUCGUUUCUUUCAAAACCCUAGAGUUCUUCCCGUUUGAUCCGGUGUCCAAGAAGGUGACCGCCGUUGUGGAAUCUCCCGAGGGAGAGCAAAUUGUGUGUGUGAAAGGCGCUCCCAUGGCUGUUUUGAGGACUGUCGAGGAGGACCACCCAGUGCCCGAGGAAAUUGAUGCCGCAUACCGUGAAAAGGUCACCGACUUUGCCAGCCGUGGAUUCCGUGCCCUUGGAGUUGCCCGCAAGUGUGGCGAUAACGAUUGGGAGAUUCUUGGAAUUAUGCCCUGCUCCGACCCUCCUCGCCAUGAUACCGCGAAGACCAUCAGUGAGGCUAAGAGUCUGGGUCUUUCCAUCAAGAUGCUGACCGGUGAUGCGGUGGGCAUUGCUCGCGAGACUGCCCGCCAGCUUGGAUUGGGUACCAACAUCUACAAUGCUGAACGUCUUGGCGUCACCGGUGGUGGCACGAUGCCUGGAUCUGAGGUCAACGACUUUGUCGAGGCUGCCGAUGGGUUUGCCGAGGUGUAUCCCCAGCACAAGUACAGCGUGGUGGAGAUUCUCCAGAAGCGAGGCCACCUGGUGGCAAUGACGGGAGAUGGUGUCAACGAUGCCCCCUCGCUCAAAAAGGCUGACACGGGAAUUGCUGUCGAAGGCGCAUCGGAUGCUGCGCGCUCGGCUGCCGACAUUGUUUUCCUUGCCCCUGGACUGUCUGCCAUCAUUGACGCGAUCAAGACAUCCCGCCAGAUUUUCCACCGUAUGUACGCUUAUGUGGUGUAUCGCAUUGCCCUGUCCCUGCACCUCGAGCUGUUCCUGGGGCUCUGGAUUGUCGCUAUGAAUGAAACGCUUGACCUGCGACUGGUUGUUCUGCUGGCCAUCUUCGCCGACAUUGCCACUCUGGCCAUUGCCUAUGACAAUGCGCCAUAUUCAUCUUCUCCAGUGAAGUGGAACCAGCCCAAGCUCUGGGGAAUUGCGCUUAUUCUGGGUAUGAUUCUCGCUGCCGGAACGUGGAUUGCAUUUGGCACCAUGCUAUUGCAGGGCGACCAGGGAGGUGUUGUGCAGAACUAUGGGUCUCGCGACUCCGUGUUGUUCCUUGAAAUCGCACUCACGCAAAACUGGCUAAUCUUUGCUACCCGCACCACUGGCCCUUUCUGGUCCUCGUUCCCGUCUCUCCAGCUCACCGCCGCUGUGGGUUUGGUCGAUGUUGCCGCAACACUUAUCUGCGUGUUUGGUGUCUUUGCUGACAGGCCCACAUCCAUCGUGGCCGCAGUUCGCGUGUGGGUGUUCUCCUUUGGCGUGUGGGUUGUCUGUGCGGUGGUGUACACGCUCCUGCAGAACUCGACUGGCUUCGAUGACCUGAUGCAUGGCCGAAGCCCUCGCAGCAAGGCCCGAGAGCGAUCGUGGGAGGACUUUGUGGUUUCCCUUCAGCGAGUCGCCACGCAGCACGAGAAGACUGCCUAG
Penicillium alfredii is the source of this 2856-nucleotide messenger RNA. RefSeq names its product plasma-membrane proton-efflux P-type ATPase. Gene Ontology annotation, molecular function: ATP hydrolysis activity; P-type proton-exporting transporter activity; ATP binding. The record is from RefSeq and is a predicted model, not a curated record. NCBI's taxonomy places the organism in Eukaryota, Fungi, Ascomycota, Eurotiomycetes, Eurotiales, Aspergillaceae. The transcript has 4 exons. Bases 1 to 2856 code for a protein of 951 amino acids. Gene Ontology annotation, cellular component: plasma membrane. Gene Ontology annotation, biological process: regulation of intracellular pH; proton export across plasma membrane.